CAUGCAUACGUGUAUCGAUAUCGCUGCUGCUUCUCUGAGUCUUCACCGGCGUUUAAAAACCCAAAUUUCUCAUAUCUGAAUCUGGGUUUUUCAAAAGGAUUAGGGCAUUUCUUCAUUGAUAUGGUUCAGAAAUGUUAGCUCUGUAUCCUUCGGGAACUAUCGACAAAUUCCAAAUUCGUUUUUGCGGUUUCAAAACCACGGUUUUUGGUCCUUUGAUUAACUCUUCUGUGUCUCCAAGUUUAAGAGUUGCUUGGAGCAAUGUAGAGAGUUAUCAUUCAUCAUUCUCUCCAAAAGGCCAAAUUCAUCAUCUAAGGAAAUGGAUGUUUUGUCGCUCCCGCAGCAGCUCGGAUGAUGAGUACCGUUCAUCACGCAACAUAGCUUUAAGUCUGUUAAGACGUUAUAGGACCGUGAUUGAACGUGGUGAAGGAGAAACCUUAAAAGAAUUCAUUUCCGCUGGUGUGAAUGCAUACUCGCUCGGUUGCACAGAUGAAGAUUUGAGAAAAGAACUAAUUGCUAUGAAAGAAUCAGGAUUAGAGCUUGAACGAAUGGAGAGUUACCAUGGAAGCACACAGACUAAAUCCAAGAUUUCGCUGUCCGAGGUAGAUGAAUGCAUAUUGUGGCUUAGCAUUGUAUUCAUCACGAUCUUGUGUACUCCACAACCUACAGUCGUGAGAUGGUCAUCGACUUCUUCGGUUUCCGAUGAAAUUCUAAGCAAAUGGAGAGGCUUUUGCGCGGUUAUAGCCAAUGCAUACUUUAUUAGAGGAAUGGCAUGGCUGCCAGUGAAGACCCUUCAGUUGGAGCAGAUGGCGGUUACAGGACAAGCGGAGGAGCCAUCGGUUGUGGCCAGCCGAAUGCGACUGGUCUUUAGCACCCUCGAGGUAGUGAGUCCUCAAUGGCCACGGGUUUAAAUAUGAUCUUCUGCAUACUGCAAUAUACGAACUAUAAGGUAUCUUUGUUUUGUUCUUUGAAUCUUAUCUUUGCCAAGAUUUUUCUAUCGUUUUGUUAACCUGAUAUUGUAAAUUUCUAUAGUUUAUCGAAUUUACGAUAUUGUAAAAUUUCUCCCUGUUAAAACAUGAUGUUCUUCAUCA
Messenger RNA from Capsella rubella, 1088 nucleotides. RefSeq lists its product as uncharacterized. Lineage: Eukaryota; Viridiplantae; Streptophyta; Magnoliopsida; Brassicales; Brassicaceae. The transcript has 7 exons. The coding region runs from base 132 to 908 and encodes 258 amino acids. The record is from RefSeq and is a predicted model, not a curated record.